Molecule: messenger RNA, 812 nt
Organism: Tricharina praecox
Lineage: Eukaryota; Fungi; Ascomycota; Pezizomycetes; Pezizales; Pyronemataceae
Product: glycoside hydrolase
Exons: 4
Coding region: 1-750 (249 amino acids)
Source: RefSeq, a predicted model, not a curated record
AUGUCGGUCAUUUCGGUAUUUGUGUUUCUCUCGCUGGCGGUGGGUAUCGUGCGUGGUCAUGGCUUCAUCUCUGGUUUCUAUAUCGAUGGGAAAUACUAUCCAGGCUUCAGUCCUUACUUUGACAUCGUUGGAAACGAAACAGUACUCCCUCCGUCCCGGAUCGCGUACUCGAUCGCCGACAACUGGCCAGUCUACGAUGUUCUCUCCUCCAACAUAACCUGCAGCUUCAAUCCCCUGCCAGAUCCACCAUCACUGGUAGCCCCGGCACGUCCGGGCUCGGACGUAACAAUGAUCUACACCGAAUGGCCGAACAACCACUUCGGCACGAUCCAAACCUACAUGGCCUCGUGCGGGACGUCGUGCACGUCUCCCACCUUCAACGUUAGCAUAGCGCCGUUCUUCAAGAUCGCCGAAGACGGUCUUCGCAGCGACGGCACCUGGGCCUCUGACGAGUUCCUAGCCAACAACAGCACGUGGACCUUCAAAGUGCCCACAGACCUGAAGGACGGCUACUACGUCGUGCGGCACGAGAUGAUCAGCCUCCACGCGGUGGAAAAGUACGGCGCGGAGCUGUAUCCGCAGUGCUUUCAGAUCCAGAUCGUCGGAGGGACUGGUACGCGCGAACCGGACGGAGUCAGGUUCCCUGGUGCCUACGCCCAGAAGGAUCCGGGCUUGACGUACAAUAGGACGACGGAUGCGGGGACGCCGUAUGUUUUUCCGGGGCCGUCGUUAUAUAAUGCCCCCAGCUGAUGGGGCAAUCGUGGAGGAAAUGCUCGGCACGGACUUGCUGCGCAUGUUCACCGAGAAGCUCG